Molecule: messenger RNA, 2308 nt
Organism: Vitis riparia (riverbank grape)
Lineage: Eukaryota; Viridiplantae; Streptophyta; Magnoliopsida; Vitales; Vitaceae
Product: synaptotagmin-3
Exons: 11
Coding region: 221-1942 (573 amino acids)
Cellular component (GO): endoplasmic reticulum
Molecular function (GO): lipid binding
Source: RefSeq, a predicted model, not a curated record
UUUGGCGGUUCCAUCGACAGCCUCUUCUAUUCAUUUGCGUUUCCGUUUAAGCUUCUUCCAAUUUUCUUAGUUUUUCUCGCCAACCUACCCCAGAUACAUGCAUAAUUUUCUCUUGUAUAUUUCUUACUCGUCCGACAAUGCUUUUGCAUUCCAUUCACUUCAUCUGUUCUUGACUUCCGCGUUUGUUUGAUCAAUUCCUGGGUAUUUGGAGUGGACGAGAAUGGGAUUUCUGAGCAGUUUAUUGGAUAUUGUUGGUUUUGGAAUUGGAAUCCCAUUUGGGCUUUUGGUGGGGUUUUUCCUUUUUGUUUAUUCCCAGCCCAAGGAUGUACAGGACCCAGAUGUCAGGCCACUCUCUGAGCUUGAUUCAAGCACUCUGAUGGAUCUUCUCCCUGAACUUCCAUUCUGGGUGAAAAAUCCCAACUACGAUCGAGUAGACUGGCUAAACAAGUUUAUCUUGAAUAUGUGGCCUUACCUUGAUAAGGCAAUUUGUGACACAAUUAGAUACAUGGCACAGCCCAUAUUUGAUGAAUACAUUGGGAAGUAUCAGAUUGAAGCAAUUGAGUUUGAGAAGCUAAGUCUUGGAACCCUUCCUCCUAUACUUCAUGGUAUUAAGGUGUAUGAGACUAAUGAGAAGGAGUUAGCCAUGGAACCAGCGAUCAAAUGGGCUGGCAAUCCCAACAUAAUUUUGGUGCUAAAAUGGUUGCCUUUCCGAAUUACAAUUCAGUUAGUGGAUUUACAAAUAUUUGCUGCACCGCGGAUAACUUUGAAACCUCUUGUGCCUACCUUUCCAUGUUUUGCAAGCCUAGUGCUAUCUUUGAUGGAGAAGGUAAGCAGAAACUUUGUUCCCUUUCUGGGUGAAUGGACUUACAACAAUUUUUUUUUUUUUUUUUCCAUUCUUUUUGUUUACUUGCAGCCACAUGUAGACUUUGGGUUGAAGAUACUGGGAGGGGACAUCAUGUCCAUACCUGGCCUUUAUCGGUUUGUUCAGGAAACCAUCAAAAGAGAAGUGGCAAAGCUCUAUCUAUGGCCUCAAACUCUUGAAAUACCCAUUCUUGAUGCUGCAACAGGUGCCAUUAAGAAGCCUGUGGGAAUACUACAUGUGAAGGUUGUUCGAGCACUCAAACUAUUGAAGAUGGACUUCUUGGGUUCAUCUGAUCCUUACGUUAAGCUCAGCCUUAGUGGAGAAAGGCUUCCAGCAAAGAAAACUACUGUCAAGAGGAAGAACUUGAACCCUGAGUGGAAUGAGAAGUUUAAGCUCAUAGUGAGGGAUCCCCAGGCUCAAGUUCUUCAGCUCUAUGUUUAUGACUGGGACAAGGUGGGGGCACAUGACAAGUUGGGAAUGCAAUUAGUUCCUCUGAAACUGUUAACACCCCAUGAGACACAGGAAUUUACACUGGAUUUGUUCAAGAACACAAAUCUUAGCGAUCCACAACAGAAGCAAAGAGGUAAAAUUGUGGUGGAGCUGACCUUUGAUCCUUUUAAAGAAGACCAUGAGUGUUACAGUGGGCCUUUGGAUGGAUAUGGAAGGAAGGAAAGCAGAAUAUCAAGGACAUCAGACGAUGACACCCCAAGCGGAGCAGGUUUACUUUUGGUCACAAUCCAAGGAGCUGAGGAUGUAGAGGGCCAGCGCCACAAUAACCCUUAUGCUGUAAUCCUUUUCAGAGGAGAAAAGAAGAAAACAAAGAUGAUGAAGAAGACUCGUGACCCGCAAUGGAAUGAAGAAUUCCAAUUCAUGCUUGAAGAGCCUCCUCUGAGCGAGAAGAUCCAUAUUCAAGUAAUAAGCCAGCGAUCAGGAAUCGGUUUUAGGUCAAAGGAGUCAAUGGGGCAUGUGGACAUUGAUCUUACAGACGUUGUGCAUAAUGGGCGCAUCAACCACAAAUAUCAUCUCAUCAAUUCUAAGAAUGGACAAAUACACCUUGAGAUAAAGUGGAAGAUGAUCUGAGAAUUGGAACCAGCACACAAUGAAAUCUCCUUUAGCUUCUAUCAGCUCAUCGAUACAGCUUUUCUACCUCCAUACAUGGAAUGCUGAAGAUUAAUACAACCAAGAAAUUUACGAGGAAAAUGAUGUAUACCCAACUUCAUAAUAUUUUUUAAAAGAAGGGAAGAAUCCAAGUAUCAUAAGUUUAAGUUGAUGGACAUUCAUUUUUUUAUCUUCUUGAAAACGUUUUGCAACUUGUUUUACUGUCUUCAUCUUUCAAAGGAUUAUGGAUAAAGAAAUAGGAGUAUAGCAGCUUGUAUAGAAGAAUCUUAUAUGUAUUGAUGGUCUUGUAUCUGUGGAAUGAAGAAACAAAUUUUAUGUUGGAACUCA